UACAGCUUUGCCUUUUUUCGAAACGGCCCCUUUGUGCCGUCCACUCCACGCUCCUUCUCCCUCGCCACGAGACUCAGCAUUGCCAAGGCCACUCCCGGAGAUGUCGCGACAAUCGACCUUUCUAUAAUGCUUGAGGACGGCACUGCCAUGCCGGCUGAUUUUGAUACAGGGUCACAGGUACGCUUUCGCCUCGGUCGUGGAGGACUGCCUCCUUACGUGCAUGCCGCCGUGGAAGGAAUGCACGUCCAAGAAAGAAGAACACGGUCAGUGCCACCGGACGAGGCCUACGGGCCUUACUAUCCGGAGCUGGCCGCUGAUAUCCCUGCGGAGAACACCCCUCCAGGGAUGAAAGUGGGCGAUAAGGUCAAACUCACCAACGGCUUGACAGCCCGGGUCACCCGGCACGACCCCGCCCAAGGACUUUUCAGCCUCGACGGCAACCACCCUUUCGCCGGGCGCACCCUCUCGCUCUCCCUGCUCCUCCACGACCUGAUGCCCGCGGACAGCCCCUGCUUUGCGACGGUGCAUCUGGCAGCCGGGUGCUUCUGGGGUCUGGAGUUAGCCUUCCAGCGGCUCCCAGGGGUGGUCGCCACGGCGGCAGGGUACACGCAAGGAGGCAAUGAAGGGGAGGGGGAGGAACGGCGGGCGCCGACGUACAGCGAGGUGUGCAGCGGGCGCACGGGCUAUGUGGAGGCGGUGGAGGUGCUAUUCGAUGAGGGAGUGGUCUCUUUCGAGAAGAUCUUGGAGGUCUUUUGGAACCGUCAUGACCCCACCCAGCUCAACGGCCAAGGCAACGAUCUCGGUUGGAAGCAUCGGGACUUUACGACAAAGCUAUUGUGACGGAAAUUUUGCCAGCCGACAUUUUCUAUACGGCCGAG
Molecule: messenger RNA, 878 nt
Organism: Nannochloropsis gaditana CCMP526
Product: peptide methionine sulfoxide reductase
Exons: 5
Biological process (GO): cellular response to oxidative stress
Cellular component (GO): cytoplasm
Molecular function (GO): peptide-methionine (S)-S-oxide reductase activity; peptidyl-prolyl cis-trans isomerase activity
Source: RefSeq, a predicted model, not a curated record